AUGAGGAAAGAAAUUGACGAGUUGACGAGAAAGCUGGAGAAUAAAGACGAGUUAAAUCGCAAGUUGAUGGCUGAUGUUGCCCGUCAAAAUGUUGUCAUUGAUGAUCUUAACCGUAAGGUGAAUAGAAUGACGUCAGAAGUGAAAUAUCGAAGCAACGAAACAAGAGAAAAUGGCGAUUUAUUUACCGGAAGACGAAAGAUAUUUGUCUGCGGAGGGAGGGGGGAGAAGUGUACCCUUAAAACCGUAGAAUCGUUCAGCUGGCCUGAGAAUAUCUGGACACCAGAACCAGCAAUGAAUAUCGAACGACAAGCUCCUGCCUCGUUUCUAUACGAGAGUCAAAUAUAUGUCAGUGGGGGAUGGACUGGAUACGAGUUUACUGACAUUAUUGAAAUGCAGAGAAUGGAUCAAGAAUGGAUCGAGGCUCCUGUCAAGAUGCCAAUCAAGUGUCGAGGACACGGGAUUGUUUGUAACGAAGAUAAAGCAAUUUUAACUGGCGGACGUAUUGACGAAGACAACAUUUCUGAUGGGAUUUACGAAAUUAAACUAACUCCCCCAUACACGACGAAAUUAUUGACCCAGUUGCCAGAGAGAAGAUAUUACCAUGGUUGUCAGAUUAUUGACAACGAAGUCGUGGUUGUUGGUGGACGAACAACAAAAUACACAAAGGAUACUCAAAACACUGUCUAUGCAUACGAUAUUAACAAUAACGAAUGUAAGACUUUGUCGCCACUGCCAUUUCCUAUCGCUGCUAUGGCUACUGUUAGUUAUAAAGGUAAUGUAGUUUUGAUCGGAGGUCAUAACGAGAAAGGCAGAACAUUGAACACAGUAUUCAUGUACGAAGUGAAAACAGGAAAAAUAAAGAUGUUACCUUGUCUUAAUCAUAAAAGAGCAGCAAGUGCAGCAGCUAUCACUGGUAAUAUCAUCGUUGUCAUGGGUGGUUAUGAUUGUGAAACUAAAACAUGCCUCAGUUCAGUCGAGUGCUUAGAUUUAAGUACCAACGAAUGGAGAAAAUUACCUCCAAUGACAAGCAAACGAGGUUACGCGACUGCAGUUCUGAUAUGCUAA
Dendronephthya gigantea is the source of this 1065-nucleotide messenger RNA. Its product is annotated as kelch-like protein 40b. Lineage: Eukaryota; Metazoa; Cnidaria; Anthozoa; Malacalcyonacea; Nephtheidae. The transcript has a single exon. Bases 1 to 1065 code for a protein of 354 amino acids. Gene Ontology annotation, molecular function: protein binding. The record is from RefSeq and is a predicted model, not a curated record.